AUGAGUAGUAUCCUCAAAAAGCAAAUCGAUCUCUCCCAAACCUCCCCAGAUACUUAUGACAUAUCUUGGCAUGUCGACUGGACUCUCGGCCUAACUCUACAUGGAGGGUGCAUCGCCGCUGCAAUUCACCACGCCGCCGCAACGUAUCUUACUACCAACCCAACGCUAGCAGCCCGCAACCAACCCGACGUCCUCAGCCUGCAUCUCGACUUCCUCCGACCAUGCGAGCCUCGCAACAGCACGAUUACAAUUACACCUCUCAAAGUUGGCGCUGCCGCAAGUACCCUCCAGCUACAGCUUACACAAGAGGGCAAGCCUAGGGUGCUGGCUCUAGUCACAUCAACCAACUUUGACAAAGAUCUCGGCCCUACUGCGACCACUGCCUGGAAUCUCGAGCCUCCUCCGCCGCCUGUACCCGACUUCGAUCGUGUCUUGGCACACCAGCCCGAUGAGAACUGGAUUCCAGGUCGUGUUGUGGGGGAGCUUAUCCCCCUGACACACCGGAAGCUUGAUCUGCUUCCUCGUGUUGGCUUUCCUGUUGAUGGGAUUUGCGACGCUUGGCAUAGCUUCGUUGCAGACGAGCGUAUGGACGCUACCUACCUGGCCUUGAUUGCCGAUAGUACCCCCUCCAUGUCGGAUACGCUUCUAUACAACGGCGGCCCCUAUGAUGCUCAUACAUUCCACAAGCAGAUGGAACAGUGGGCCAGGGAGAACCCUGGGGUGCCUUGCGUGAUAACUAACUCUAUUGCUGAUGCAAUGAAAGCUACCCACUUUAAUAUUACUCUUACUAUGGACAUUCAGUAUAAGCGGAGGCUUCCUCGGGAAGGACGUCGUUGGGUAUUUACAAGAGCUGCUACCAAGAAGUUACAGAACGGAAGAAUGGACAUGGAUUUUACUAUUUGUGAUGAGGAUAUGGAGCUCCUUGCCACGGCUCGGCACGUCAUUCUUGUUCUCGAUGCCCAGAGGAAGUUCCGCAGCGGCAAGGAGAAAUCGGCUCUGUAG
Molecule: messenger RNA, 1002 nt
Organism: Metarhizium acridum CQMa 102
Lineage: Eukaryota; Fungi; Ascomycota; Sordariomycetes; Hypocreales; Clavicipitaceae
Source: RefSeq, a predicted model, not a curated record